Molecule: messenger RNA, 5795 nt
Organism: Bemisia tabaci
Lineage: Eukaryota; Metazoa; Arthropoda; Insecta; Hemiptera; Aleyrodidae
Gene: Dmtn
Product: transmembrane and coiled-coil domain 2 protein Dmtn
Cellular component (GO): endomembrane system
Source: RefSeq, a predicted model, not a curated record
GCUCUUCAACUCGGCGUCGGCCUCCGAGAGUUUCCACUCCAUGGUCGCGCGCGCGGUCGUUCACUCGCAAGCCGGGUUUUCCGCCGUGUUUUGAAAGAAAGCCCCGCCGAGAAAUUUCACUUCUCUCUCCGUACCGUUACCGUUGUCUCUUGUUUAUUUUGUUUUGCACUCCUGACUGCAGUGCGUUUUUGUUUCUUUCUUUUUUCGUUCUUUCCCCGACCUGUUGUUGUGUUUGAAGUUCCGUGGUGCAAGUGACGUUGUGUAGUGAUUGUGUUAUGAAGGGUCUCUCCUCGGGCCGAUUGGAUUAACUCCCCGUCGAACGGAGCUUUGGAUUUAAUGCUCAAGUGAGACACCGUCGCUGAAAUGAAGUAUUUCGUCACGGAUGAUGAUCUUCACUGGCACACGACUGCCGGCGAGAUAGCGAUGAACCGGUGCAAGUCACCGGUGACGAUUCGACAUGAGAGAGGCGGCUCCGCUGACACAAACCUCAUUCGUAUCGACAAUUCCUCAAACCACGGCUCCAACGAUGACCCCGUCUUCGAAGACGAGCAUGAGUUCUACUACCCUUCCUCCACCCUUCUAUCAAAUGGUGGCUCCGCGGAGCUAGUAGAGGAUUCAGAUGGAAGUAAAAUAAGGACGGCCAUAGAACAAGUCCAGUCUAAAAUUGCCAAAUACAAGGAGCUACUCCGAAAUGAACAGACUGCUCGAGAUGAUAAUGUAAAUGAAUAUUUAAAAUUAGCUCAAAGUGCAGAGAAGCACCAACUGUCACGGCUCAAAGGUGUUUUCGAGAAGAAAAAUCAGAAGUCGGCGCAAAGUAUACUUAACCUGCAAAGGAAGUUAGAAAGUUACGAUAAGCGUUUACGAGAUCUCCAACUUCAUGGCCUGCACAGUCACCAUCGGCAGCCACGUGAGGUUCUUCGUGAUAUGGGGCAAGGCCUCAAGAAUGUUGGUGGCAAUAUUAGGGAUGGAAUCAGUGGUCUGUCAGGGUCUGUCAUGUCCAAACCAAGGGAAUUUGCACAUUAUUUAAUUAGGAAUAAAUUUGGUAGUGCUGACAACAUAAAUUCACUGUCCAGGAAUGGAGAAAACGACUCAACAGAAGAAGAAGGAAGGACUCAUCAUGGAAGCGCAACUCUCCCUGGUGGCUGCAGUCUUGCCUCGGGUGGAAGCGCUGGUGCCCUGAAAUUCCCCAUUGGCCCAAGCGAUGAAGGCAGUGAAUGUAGUUCUGUCACUAGUGAAAGUAUUCCUCAUCCCCACUCAUCUUCCCCUCAUUCCAACCCCCCUCCCGCCCAAACCACCAACACCUCCACCCCUCCCCCUCCGCACUUAGAGCACGUACUGGCAGAGCUCCGUUCCCAACGAGAGGAAAUUGAUCGAUUACGCAAUAAAAUAGAAAAUGUAACGGAAAUGGUCUCAAAAGACAUUGCAACACUGAAUCACGCACUGCAAGAAGAACGUUUCAAGAGCGAGCGGUUAGAAGAGCAAGUGAACGAUUUGACAGAAUUACAUCAAAAUGAGGUAGAGAAUUUGAAGCAAACAGUGUCUGACAUGGAAGAGAAAGUACAGUAUCAAAGUGAAGAACGGUUAAGAGAUAUUCAUGAAAUGCUGGAGUCAUGUCAAACAAAGAUCUCAAAAAUGGAGCAUCAGCAAGCUCAGCAUCAGCAAUACUUAACGUUAGAAGGGUUAGACAACUCCAACGCCCGCGCAGUUGUCGUCAAACUAAUCAAUGUGCUACUGACUGUGUUACAAGUGAUACUCCUCUUGGUCGCAACCAUUGCAGGCAUCAUCAUGCCGUUCCUUCGCACACGACUGCGCGUCCUCUCAACGAUCGUUGCUCUCGCAGCCUUCGUCGUAGUUGUCAAGCAGUGGCCUGAAGUAAGGAAUAUAACCGAAUUCCUUGCAACGUACUUCAAACAGUUCCUUUCGGUCAAACAGUAACGUGAUAUUGUACAGAUACUAAAAUGAAAAUGUACAUGUUGAAACGUUCAGCCAAUCUUUGUUUCCCGAUGGAGAAGUCCCAAACCUUUUCGUAAUGAAGCAAUCAGCUUGUGAUUUCUCCGCUCCAACUCAAAGGUACGAUUAUUAUUUUCAUAUCAAUGUGCUGGAAAAAAAUUCCUCAAUUUUAGGUGGCGCAACUAGUUUUUAAUGCUAUUGUGAUAACAAAAAGGAAAAAUUGAAGUUAAUUUAAUUUGCUUUUUAAUUUUCCUUUAAAUUGAUUUUAAGUUAUUCAAAUUUAUUUAUCUUGUCAAACUCUUCUGGAAUUUUGUAGCCCUUGUUGUGGGGCUGCUGUUAAUUUAUCAUUAUUGUGUUAAUGAAAUAUUCAAGAUCAAAAUGAAUCGUAAUUCAUGUUACGGUGCUUUGAUGCAGUAUGUUUUCACUUGCUCACAAUUUCAAGUGACUGAUUUUCUUGUUUAUUUCCUUGCACUGGCCAAUGGAGUGUUUUCUUUUUAAUUGUAGUGUUGGGUUUUUUUUCUUUUUCUUUUUUUCCACACUCUUCUUUUGUGAAUGAAAGACUCGGAAGCUGAAACUGCUUAAUACAGUAUUGCCGUACCAAGGAAGAAUGCUAUACAAGCUUAAAAACGUCGCCAUAUUUCUUCCAGUAAAAAGCGAAUUUAUCAGAAAAACUGAAGAUAUUUUUCUUCCAAAUUUUCAGACAAAUAGUCUGCAAUAGCAUGGUAGAGAAGCAAUGCAAGUCUUUAAUAAUCUUGCAACUUUUGCUAAGCGAUCAAUGAUCAUGCUUAACCCUUUGAUUUUUUUCCUACAAUAUAUGCCACAAUUCUUCUCUACAAACAUCAGUUUAUUCAUUUUUUGUUUGUUUCGAUAAGCUUUAAAAAUUUACAUGUAUUUUUCGGCUCCUGUGCCUUUCAUAAAUAAACUCACUUCACCCUUGUAAUGAAUUGACUAGCAGUAAAUAAUGCAAACUGGAAGAGCUCAUAGCUCUGCGACUAUGCAAAUUCCAUUUCGUGCGUUAUUUAGGUAAAAAAGUAAUCUACACCAUCGCUGAGAAACUUCUAUGAUAUUUUAUCUCUUUGUAAAGCAAAUGUUAUGAAAAUUUCCAGCAAAUAAAAAAGAAAUCUGGAAAAAAAGGAAAUAAUAAAACGUUAAAUGGAGGUAUUUGUUUUCAAAGUUUUGACGUUAGAUCCUGCCCCUCCUCUCCUUUUGAAUUUAUGAAAAUCUAUCAAUUUAAGAAUCUUAAUUUUUCUUACUAAAUUUUGGACGGAUGAUUUUUUUUUAUUCUUUGAUGUGUCACCCUCAUUUAUUGUCUUGGUUUCCAAAUAGGAUCCUCAUUUAUCUAUUCUCAUUCUCUCUAUUGCCAAAAUAAAAACUGGAGACUCAGUGAUAUCUUAGCUGCAUACUUUUACUUUUAACCCAUUUUGUUUGUGUUCCAUCAAUGACUCAUGGAAGUAUGUUAAAUCGAUUGAAGAUAAGGUUUGAUUCUGUUGCUUUUCAUUUCCAUUUUUUCUGAGUUUCCAAAUCUGAUAAAGUUCAAGCUUAGAAGAGUUAAUUGCUUAUUUUUUGGCUUACUAUUUGGGUUCUAUCAACCAUCUUGUUUUUUUGUCUUUACUUUUUCCCCCGUUUCUUUAAAGGGAAACUUUUAAAUUACACUAAAUGGUCCUGGUUAAAUAAUGGAAAGUUCCAUUAAUUUUACCGAAAACCCUCUACAAUUUUCCAAACAAGCUUGAAAGAUUUUGUUCUUUGUUGUGAAAGUAUGAAAAUGUGAAGAUAAAUAAUCUCAGAGUCCACGCCACAUAAGUUCAUGCACACUUAAACUACUUAAAAAGUUUCAAUUGAUAAAUGCUUGCGAAAGAACUUUUCAUAUUACUCAGCAAAAAAAAUAAUUUGGAAUUACUGAGUCGCUGCGGCUUUAAAACCCUUGUCAUGACUAUCAAUUUUGCCAAACUUAGAAUAUCACAUGCAUAUAUACUAGCAAACUGCAGAAUAUUGCUAACAUCCUAGCAAAGUACUCUCGUCUUUGAAGAUCACCCAUUUCACCUUUUGGAAACUGAGCGAUUUUCGUAGUGAAAUUUUAUUUUAUUUUGGUUCAACUGAACAUGUUGAUUCCUGAAAAAAUUGUGAGUUGUUGAAUAUUGUUACAUUCUUUGUCUCUAGUCGUGUUAAAUUCUUCCCUUCCAAAAUUGUUCUCUCUAUUUUUUGUGAAAUUUCCCCCUUUUUCUCUUCGUUUUGUAACUUGAGCACUAAAGUUGGCCCGAUUGUUGCUUGUGCUAGUUGUAGUCAUUCCUGCUACACUCGAAUUUUGAAAACUUGUUCAAAACAAAGUUUCUGUCAUAAGAUCUGCUCGAUAGUAAUAACGUUUGUUGGGGAAAAAAAGGUUCGCAGUUCGGGCCAAUUCUCACCCAUGUCAAACCAAAUCAAUUUCUCAUAUAAUGGAAAUGUACUAAAUUAGCAAGGCUGCUAAUAAAAGAAGUAAAAAAGGGAAAAAUGUGUUUACAGAGGCGUCUAAACUCACUAUUUUGUCUCACAUUUGGCAGUCUUUGCAUUCACCCCUUAUGGAUGCUAAAAGCUGUCAUCCUCUACCCAUAUUUGCAGAUUAAAUUAUUUAAGAUGCCUUCCCUUUUACGCACAUUUUUUUUCAGAAAGAACAAAAUUUAAUAUUUAAAUAGUGAAAAUGCUUGGAAAUGGAUCGAAUUUAAAAGAAAGGAACUAAAUAUACCUUUUCAAAAGAGUUGAUUUACGUAUUCUUAAGUGGAUUUAGGUAUUCAAACUUAAUUCAAUGUAUUUUGGAUGACCACCACUGAAAUUUCAAACCCACUAUCUCUUUGGAGGUUACUUUGAAGUUCAAAAAGUUCACUUUCUAGAGCUAACGGUGGGUGCUUUAGGAACUUUUAACAAGGAUUGAUUCAUUUAAAUCAAUGAUGUUGUUUUUGGCAAUUUAUUUGGCUUUUGUUUGAAGCAGAGCCUAAAAAAUCCAAAAGAAACUGAAACUCAACCGAAGUUCUACCCUAUUCUGCAGCUAUUCACUUUGGCUAUUUUCUGUUGGAUUCGAUCCAUGCAUCUUUAAAAUAUUUUUAACACUGGCUCUCAAAUGAUUCAUGGAUGUCUACAUUCGGGGGAAAAAAUGGCUUAGCCCUUGCUAAGUGCCACUGGCUGAUGAAGUAUUUUAAAUAAGAUUUUGUAGAUCUAGGUGUCAGUUGUUAUUAUUUAAUGCUUGCUUGAAUACCCACUUUUUGUAACGAUAGCCAAGCUUUUAUCUUGCCUUUCAAAAAUGAUUUGCAUUUUGUAUUGUAUUUUUUAAUUUUGUACAUAAUUAGGUACGGGUCAAUUAAUUUAAUGUGUCUUGGAUUGCAAUGACUCAUCAGAAAUCACAUUUAGAUGCAAUCAAAUCACAGAACAUGGUAUCUUUAGAAAACCACCAUGAAAAAUUCUGCCCUCGACUGCUGGAAAAUGACUUCUUGAAUUAUUUUUGAGACCCUCUGACAAUUAGAAAAGAUGUCUGACUAAGGAGUUUAAAGUCACUGUAAAAUGUUUUCUCUCAAUCAGCUAUCACGCCUCUCAUUACAAAUAAUGCUACAACAAAUAUUCUCUUUUCCUCCUCAAAUUUCUGGUAAAUUUCUUAAAGAUGUUUUUUGGACUCUAAUUUGUUGUAAUUUUUGUCCCUUCUCUAAAGUCAUGUCCAAAAAAAUCUAUCACUGAAUAAUUUUUUGAGGAUUACUGUUCUAAGGAGCAGUAAGUUUCCAAGGAAGUUGCAAUCGUAGUCAAAAUGACUGCGAAUUUAACAACAAAUCAUGAACAGUACGCAAAACUUACGUCAAUAAUACUAACUUUGCAAAAACCAAAAA